CCAGGUCUCAAGUCGCUCACAGUGUCGAGCUUUCUUCGCUCUUGCACGCCUCCCGGUGCCUCGGUUCCUUCUAGACGCUUCUCUGAAUCCGUUCUUCCCGUCGAAAGUACUCAUUUGAUCCAGAAUGCGUCGCGUGGGCAUCGUGGGCGGCGGGGCGGCCGGCCUUUGCGCCGCCCGCCACGUCUUGGCGUCGGGCAAGAUGACGCCGGUCGUGUGGGAAUCUUCGGCGGGCGUGGGCGGCACCUGGAAGUACAGUCCUACCAUCGGCAGGGACGCCCACGGCAACCCCAUCCACUCCAGCAUGUACAAAAACCUCAGGACCAACCUGCCGAAGGAGGUGAUGGCCUUCCCGGACUUCCCCUUCCCCGAGGGCGGCGACUCCUUCGUGCAUCACACUGUCGUGGCCAAGUACCUGCAGGACUACGCGGCCCACUUCGACGUCAGUCCUUGGGUCAAGCACGAGCACCUGGUGGAGAAGGUCUCGCCCGUCACGAACGCGGAGGGAGACACCAGCUGGGCCAUCACCGCCAGGGACCUCAACAAGAACACUUCCUUGACCACGAUUUGUGACGCCGUCUUUAUUUGCAACGGCCACUAUUCGGUUCCCAAAUUACCUAAAUUGCCGGGGAUCGAGAGGUACGGCGGGCGCCAGGUUCACAGCCACGACUAUCGCGAGCCCACUUCUUUCCGUGGGGCCUCCGUGUUGGUCCUCGGCGGAGGGGCAUCCGGCCUCGACAUCGCGAUAGAACUGGCGACAGAGGCGAAGGAGGUUAUUUUGUCCCAUAGACUGCCAAAGCCCGUGUCCUCGGAGUUGCCCUCCAACAUGCGGCAGGUGGCAGUGGCAACGGCCGCCACCGAGGACGGGUUCCUCCUCAGUGACGGAUCCUCCGUUAAAGCCGACAUCAUCCUCUACUGCACGGGGUACGAGUACACCUUCCCGUUCCUGGACGCGGAGUGCGGAGUGCGCGUGGACGGCAACCAGGUGAAGCCCCUCUACAAGCACAUGAUUAACUGCGACUUCCCCAGCAUGGCCUUCCUCGGCAUACCCGUUCAGAUAUGCCCCUUCCCGAUGUUCGACUUCCAGGUCCGGUUCUUCAUGCAGGUGCUGACGGGGAAGCUGGCGCUGCCGUCGGCGGCGGAGAUGAAGGCGGAGGUGGAGCGCGAGGUGGAGGAGCGGCUGUCCCAGGGCGUGGAGGCCCGCCACUUCCACAACAUGAGCGUCUUGCAGUGGGAGUACACGAGGAACAUGGCGGCGCUGGCGGGAAUCCACGCCACCAAUCCCGUCGUGGAGGCGCUGUUCACGGCGGUCAGGGAGAUGCGCAACAAGGCCCUCAUGACCUACAAGACGAACAGGUACAGGAUCACCGGCAGCGACUCCUUCGAGAAGGUGGCCUAGGUGCGUCGUCUGGUCUGCUCGCGGCUCCACUUCGCUCCCGAGGCUUCCAUAUUCUGAUUCUUCUUCCUCUCCGUCUUCUUCGUCUUCCUCUUCUCCUCCUCCUCCUCCUCUUCCUCUUCCUGCUCUUCUUCCUGCUGCUGCCCCCCCCCCCACCUCCUUCUUCGUCGUCUUCUUCGCAUCGUCAUUUCAUUUUCAUUUUCUAUAAAGGCUUUUUUAUCCAGUUCUCUUUCUUUAUCUCUCUUCUUAUAAUUUUCUUCGUUGAAUCAGUCGCUCUUCUCAGACUUCAUCCCUGUGAACUGAUUCCCUCUUCAUUGUCUUCUCGACUUUAUCCGCAAUUAAACCAAAUUCAGAAUUUGCUGUAUUGACUAACUGGUAAUAUCAGUUUGUAAUUCUGUGCAAACUUUCCAUCGUAUCAUUAAACCUCUCCGCCAUCGGCAAA
This is a messenger RNA of Penaeus indicus, 1835 nucleotides long. RefSeq lists its product as uncharacterized. Gene Ontology annotation, molecular function: N,N-dimethylaniline monooxygenase activity; flavin adenine dinucleotide binding; NADP binding. The record is from RefSeq and is a predicted model, not a curated record. The coding region runs from base 125 to 1396 and encodes 423 amino acids. The transcript is spliced from 8 exons. Lineage: Eukaryota; Metazoa; Arthropoda; Malacostraca; Decapoda; Penaeidae.